GCUGCGGCCCGAGCCGGCGCUGAGGGGCCAGCCCGCAAUGGAGGCCCCGCGCCCGCUGCUGCUCCUGCUGCUCCUGGCGCUCUGCGCCGCCCGUGCCGUGGCAGAGACUUCACAAACGGAGACCGGCAAAUCUGGGCCAGAUGGGGCACCUGGAGCAGGUGACAACCAGGAAAACCAGAGCACAUCCCCAGAGAACAACAAGCAGAAGGAUAAACUCAACAAUGGCGACUCUGAAACAGCUGCGAAUAGCGGGACCAGCGUGGAUGUGAACAAAAACAAGGACCAGAGCAACAAUCCAACUGAAAAUGACAGCAAAGAGGACGAGGAGAAGAAGAAGAAGGAGUCACAGAAAGCCAGCACCACAGAGGAUGCUCAGAAUGGCCAAAGUGCAAAUGUGAUUAGUGAAAGCAGCAAUGAAGGAGGCAAGGAAGAAGGAAAUGAAGGCCAGAACAGCAGCGGUGGUAGCACAGGCGGCACAGACGGUGGUGGCACUGGUGGCCAGGACAACACUGGCAGCAACGCUGGUGGCCAGGGCAACACAGGCAGUGGCACUGGUGGCCAGGACAACACUGGCAGCAACACUGGUGGCCAGGGCAACACAGGCAGUGGCACUGGUGGCCAGGACAACACUGGCAGCAACGCUGGUGGCCAGGGCAACACAGGCAGUGGCACUGAGGGCCAGGGCAACACUGGCAGCAGCACUGCUGGCCAGGACAACACAGGCAGUGGCACUGGUGGCCACAGUGGCAGCAGCAACAACAACGGGCAGAGCGGAGACCAGAACAGCCAGGAUGGCAAGCAGCCAGGCAGCUCUGAGAAGGACACCAAGGGAGACGGAAGUGAGAAGGGCAAGGCUGGCGAUGGCAAGAGCAGUGACGGCAAGGACAACGAGAACACAAAUGGCAGCAACACCCAGGAGGGCAACAAGGACCAGGAUGGCAACAAAGACCAGAGCACCAACCAGGACAGCAGUGACAGGAACAGGGCAGGCACCCAGGGCAGCAACAAGGACCAGAGCACCAACCAGGACAGCAGUGACAGGAACAGGGCUGGCACCCAGGGCAGCAAGGCCAGUAGUGGGCACACAAAUAGGGGCAUCAGCCAAGGCAGCAGUGGUGGGCAGCAGGCCCAGGUUGAGACCCCGGGCAGUACUGGUGAGAGCCAAGGCAGUGCUGGUGGCAAGCAGCCUCACAGCCAGGACAAUCCAAAGAACUCCCAGGAGGACCGAAGCCCUGUGUCACACUCGUCUCCCUCUGCUGUGGAGGACAACAGCUUUUUGGAAAACGAAGAAAACGCUGCAGAGGACAAGGCUGAGGAGGGCAGUGACACCUCCUUGGAGCAGGACACAGGGAACAGUGUUCCCUCCCUGCCCAGGGCCCGCUCAGAGAGCAGCCACUUCUUUGCCUACCUGGUGACCACAGCCGUUAUUGUUGCGGCCCUGUACGUGGCCUACCACAACAAACGGAAGAUCAUUGCUUUUGCUCUGGAAGGAAAAAGAUCAAAAACUGGUCGACGGCCCAAAUCUGGUGAUUAUCAGAGACUGGAUCAAAAGAUCUAGAUUCCUCCUCAGAUUAUGACAGCUGCCAAUGGGAACGCAGUGCUGCCACAGAUGGAUUUCAGUCCACGGGAAGGAGGGAAAACGCUUUCUGUUUUGCACCUGCACCUUGAUAAAACUUCUCACUUCCCUAAACUGCUCCUUUCCCAGCUGCCUUGUUUUCCCCCUGGGUGUCUGGCUGCUGGAAAAGCCAGUCCCAGAACUGCACACCCAGAACUUCUGUGUCCCAGUGCAGUGGAAUUUGCCAUCUGCUGGACUGAUCCCUCCUUUUUGUGGGGGAAAUUAAGGAUCUGCUGCACAAUGAGCCACGGGACUGUCCCUUGCCUGGGAACGAAGCUGCCUUGGUCUCUCCCCUCUCCUUCUCCUCCAUCCGUUGGGUUUGGAUGCUCAAGUUGGGAGCAUGUGAGUUCUCUUGCACUUGUUUGGAAUUGACCCACCACAGCCUCAGAUUUGGGUUUUCUCUCCUUGAUCAGUUUUCAGAUUUCACACCCGGAUUCCCUUUCUCACACAUACCUUUGGCCUUGCUGAAGCAGUUUUUGUGGUGUAGCUCAAAGCCUUCAUGCUCUGUGCAGGUCCAUUCCCUCCCAGUGCUCCCAGUUCAGCUGUCUGCCCUGGGGGUGUUGGUCGUGGUACAGUGCUGUGGAGGAGGGGUCAGGCUGGGGAAGCUUCGUGCUCUGUUGGGGUCAGGGAUUCAGAUGGGAAGAUUGCUUCCUCCCCCUUGUCAAGUGUAGGAAGGAAGGAAUAUAAAUCCCUGAGGAGUUUGGGAUGAGUUCCCAGUCCCUGCAGUUGUGUUGGAUGGGUACUGCUCAGACCAAGGGCUGCCAAAGGCAUUGGUGCCCCAGUUACACUGCUGAGGUGCUUUUCAUUCCUGUACUUCUACUCCCCAGAGGUUUGUUCAAGCUGGGAUGUUUCUGGAGAAGGCACAAAGUACCUGUUUGGCUCCUGCUUUGGAUUUUUCCAGUAUAGGCAGAAAAAAAUGGAUUUGAGGAACCCAGCUGUACCACAUCAGGUGCCAGGCAUGUGCCAGUCCUGUACUUGCCGACUGACUGCACAGGAAGAAUGCCAGGAUGGUUAAAUUCCCUAAAUUCCCUCCUGUUUUUUUUUUUCCUGGCCUUCCCAGGCCUGGGAACAAUCAGCACCUUGCUCUUUGGUCACCUUGGACAAGGGCAGAGCCAUUUUCUGGUCACUGUGAAAGCUGCCGCUCUAGUUUUGACUUCCUAAUAGUUCAUUCCAAGAGGGGAGAGAGGGCUUGACUUUCUCCAAACCCUAAAAUCUUCCUUUCCCUUUUCUGCUGGCUCUUGGCAAGCACGAGGAGCAUGAAGAGUCCUUCUUGGCUUUAAAGAUUCUCAGAGUUUCCCUAGGAAACAUCUAGGAUGCUAAAAGGACUUCCAGGAGUUGUUUUGGAGAGCAGGAGGGUGGAGGGAAGGGAAAGGGAAACAGGACUGGGAAUGUAACUCUCAGGGGAAAGGGUGGGAGCCUCUUGCAGCAAAUCACCCUGCUCCAGAGUUCCUGUGGGGCCAGCCAGGCUGGGGGGGCUGCUUCAGGGCAGGGCUGGGGAGGGGGACACAGGCUUUUGGCUGGUGACAGCAGGGAUACAAACCCUAUUCCAGUGUGUGGAAUUCUGUGUGCUCCUGGGCUGCUCCAGCCAGGAUUUUUUGAAUGUGUGCGCUUUUUGGAGUGUGAGUGCUCUACGCUUGCUUUGUCCUGUUUUGGUUUUAAUUGAAUAAUAAUUUAGAAAGGUGAUGGUUUGUUUUUUUUUUCCACCAUCCACUUAUUUUUCUGUCCUGGGAGCUGUUUCAAAUCCUCUCUUGCUCUAGGCUGUGGGAAUUCCACCCUGCUGCCAACAGGGGAGGGAAUAUUUUGGACCUCAAACAGCUCGAUCCCAGGCUGAGCCAAGCACAAGCUGCUUCGGGAAAUCAGGACACACCUCAUGGCUCUGGGAAGCCCUGGGUCUGGGGAGAAGCAGAUCUCACACCAGGCUGAACUGUGGGGUUUUUCCCCAGAAUCUCCCUGCCAGCACUUUCUGGGGCUGGUGUGUUCUGCCAACAGUGUGGGCUGCCCCAAACCUCUGGGAAUUGAUUGCAGUUUGUUGAGUUUUAUGGUGUUUAUGCAACAUGUCCCAAAGGGGUCAAGGUGCACAGAACCUUUUCCCUUUGGACGUGUGUUUUCCAUGGAUGGUAUCAGUUGGUACAGAAGGGUUUUUUGCCAAACACUCCUACUUUUCAGGCUUGAACCAGCACAUGAUUUGUUAUCUGCUGCAGUGAAAUGCACCUUGCUUGGAAGGAUCAGAAUUUUUUACAGCUCUUUGUACUGUUUUUUUUUUAUUUUGUGUGGUGAAGUCAGUAAAUGGAUUUAAAACUG
This is a messenger RNA of Pseudopodoces humilis (Tibetan ground-tit), 3916 nucleotides long. RefSeq names its product trans-golgi network protein 2 (gene TGOLN2). The record is from RefSeq and is a predicted model, not a curated record. Lineage: Eukaryota; Metazoa; Chordata; Aves; Passeriformes; Paridae. Gene Ontology annotation, cellular component: trans-Golgi network transport vesicle; trans-Golgi network; endosome.